Molecule: messenger RNA, 1168 nt
Organism: Athalia rosae (coleseed sawfly)
Lineage: Eukaryota; Metazoa; Arthropoda; Insecta; Hymenoptera; Athaliidae
Product: coiled-coil domain-containing protein 115
Exons: 2
Coding region: 248-736 (162 amino acids)
Biological process (GO): vacuolar proton-transporting V-type ATPase complex assembly
Cellular component (GO): extrinsic component of endoplasmic reticulum membrane
Source: RefSeq, a predicted model, not a curated record
GUAGCGUAGAAUCCCAUGAACCAUGAGUACUACGACCUCUAUUGUGAUCAAUGAUUACUUUGUUCAUUUAGCACAAAGCACAAAGAGAGCACAACCACAGCUGGCACAACUCACCUAUUUCAGUUGCAAGCCCUAAUUAAUAGAAUUGUACAAACUCAUCGAACUCAUAUGUAAAUACUUAUCAACCGUCACGCUCACCUUUUGAAGGAAUAUUAUACCCGAGAUUGUUAUAGUUCUAAGGUGAAAGAUGAUGCAUCGGAGUAUAGAUGAAAUAUGUGAGGAGUUGGACGAGCUAUCGUUGAAAUCCUUAGAAUUGAUGGAAGAAAAAGUCUCUGUAACCUUGCAGAUUGAAAAUCUAUUACGAGAUGGCCACAUUGAGCUAGCCAAAGCUCGCUAUAUUCGGGGAAUGGAAACUAUCGGGAUACUUCAAGUACCCACUGAAGCGGAACUAGUUGAGUCGCUAUUUGAGAUUCACAGAACCGAAAGGGCUGAUAACAUUCCAAAGUUUGACAUUAUCAAUAAAAUGAAAAAAAUUGAGAGCCAUGAUAUCCAAGAUCCUCUCAAGUGGUUUGGUGUUCUUGUUCCACAAAAUCUGCGUAAUGCACAGAAACGGUUUCAGGCUGUGUUGCAGCUCAGUGCUAGGUGUGCAAAUGUACGCUCUGAAAUUAUACUCAACACAGAAAAACUUGAAGACUUAAAACGGACAAAACUUAAAAUCGGUGCAAAAGAGGAAUAGUCAAAUUAUAAAUAGUAAGGUUCAAAGUAAUCAACUAAUAAAUGAAUAAAUUGUAAUAUAUUAAUCAAAUAGUUCAUGUUGAGUAUCUGGUGCAGGGCUCCCGCUAGACCUUUGAAAUUGAGGUAAUGUAACAGGUAAAACAACAAUGAUACAAAGUAUACAUAGUCGAUCAAAAACCAAUCAAGAUCUGCCUUCAGAUAUUUUUUAUUAUGAAUUGCUAUUUAAAACAAAUCUCACGUAUCUGCUCAGCACGUAUGUUACGUACCUAUUAAAAUAUUAUACCACUAUGUAAGUUUACUAGGUUCAUGUUAUAAAUCAGAGUAGAAAUUAGUUACAAAAAUGCAUGAUGUAUAAAUCCAAGUCGUUUUAAUUCAUCGCUAUAAUAGAAAAUUGAGCAAUGUGCAUAGAGAUUCGAUUGUAGAAUUCGAAUAA